This is a messenger RNA of Archocentrus centrarchus (flier cichlid), 2044 nucleotides long. RefSeq names its product pre-B-cell leukemia transcription factor 1-like. NCBI's taxonomy places the organism in Eukaryota, Metazoa, Chordata, Actinopteri, Cichliformes, Cichlidae. Bases 1 to 783 code for a protein of 260 amino acids. Gene Ontology annotation, biological process: regulation of DNA-templated transcription. Gene Ontology annotation, cellular component: nucleus. The record is from RefSeq and is a predicted model, not a curated record. The transcript is spliced from 7 exons. Gene Ontology annotation, molecular function: DNA-binding transcription factor activity, RNA polymerase II-specific; DNA binding.
AUGAAUUUUCUGUCCUGCUCCACAGCCCUGAGCAUCCAAGGUGUCCAACAAGAAGACCCUGUAGACCCUCAGAUUAUGCGACUGGACACCAUGCUGUUAGCAGAGGGGGUUGCUGGUCCGGAGAAGGGUGGAGCCUCUGCAGCAGCAGUGGCUGCAGCAGCCGGAGGGACGCCUGAUGAUGGGAGCUUAGAACAUGCAGAUUACAAAGAGAAGCUCGGUCAGAUACGACAGAUUUACCACGCAGAACUAGAUAAAUAUGAACAGGCUUGCAAUGAAUUCACCAACCAUGUGAUUAACUUGCUGAGGGAGCAGUCCCGCACGCGACCCGUCUCACCCAAAGAGAUUGAACGAAUGGUUUCAAUCAUCCACCGUAAGUUUGGCGCUAUCCAGACGCAGUUAAAGCAGAGCACGUGUGAAGCUGUCAUGAUCCUACGUUCCAGGUUCCUGGAUGCCAGGCGGAAACGAAGAAACUUCAGCAAACAGGCAACAGAGAUUUUGAAUGAAUAUUUUUACUCCCAUCUGGCCAACCCUUACCCUAAUGAGGAAGUUAAGGAGGAACUGGCCAAGAAGUGCAGCAUUACUGUUGCUCAGGUGGCCAACUGGUUUGGAAACAAGAGGAUUCGCUAUAAGAAGAAUAUUGCAAAGUUGCAAGAGGAGGCUAACGUUUAUACUAUGAAGACAGCCGCAAGCGUGUCUUCACUUUCCAGCCAAGCCAACUCCCCAGCUACACCAAACUCAGGAGGGUACCCUGCAAUAUGUAACACACCUGAUGGGAGGUUUUGAGGAGUCACUGGAGGUGCUAUCGUUCAUCCUCUCCUGUCUCCAUGUUGAUGGAGCCUGAAAAUACAGUGGCGCUCACACUCUUCAUCCAGACCUUCAGGCAGCUUGUGCUCUGUCAUCUCAACUGAUAGUACAGUGGGGGUAAAUAAUUAUUUGAUCUCCUGCUGAAUUUGUAAGUUUGCUCACUUACAAAGAAAUGAACAAUCUCUAAUUUUUAUGGUAGUUUCAUGGAGAGCAGCAGAAUAUCAAUCAAAAAUUCAGAAAAAAACACUUUACAUAAAAGUUAUAAAUUGAUUUGCAUGCCAUUGAGUGAAAUAAGUAUUUGCUCCCCAAGCAAAACAUGACUUAGUAAUGGAGAGAAACCCUUGUUGGCAAGCACAAUGGUUAGAUGUUUCUUAUUGUUAGUCACCAGGUUUGGUCACAUCUCAGGAGGGAUUUUGGCCCAUUCCUCUUUACAGAAACUCUCUAAAUCCUUUAGGUUUAUUGGCUGAGGCUUUGCACCCUCCAAAGAUUUCCUAUAAGACUGAGGUCUGGAGACUGGUUAGACCACUCCAUGACCUUAAUGUGCUUCUUUUUUAGCCACUCCUUUGUUACCUUGGCAGUACGGUUUGGGUCGUUGUCACUGAUUGUAAUCUGUGUGCCCCAUGGGGGCAUAGCCAAUCUGUGCGAUCCAGAAUUCUAGCUGGGUUGUAGAGGAUAAAAUACUUACUUCAGUCAGUGGCAUGCAAAUCAGUUUUUUUUUUUUUUUCUGGAUUUUUGCUUGCUAUUCUGUCUCUCUCCAUUAAAAUGAAACUACCAUAAAAAUUAGAGUCUUCUUUUCUUUGUGAGGAAACUUACAAAUUCAGCAGGGGAUCAAAUAAUUUCCCCCAUACUAUCCCUUCCCCACUACCAGUCUUCCUCCUUGGACUAAUACAAAGGAAACCUAUCGAGGCCAGUGAUAAAUGGAGUCACAAAUGGAAACACCAGGAUUGGCCCAAAAACUUUUAUUCUGUUUAGCUUUUUCUGGGAUUCCUUUUUAACCUUUUGCAUUUUAACAAAUAUUCUGACCCCACUAUUUUUUUAACGAUGAAAAGAUUGAAAUACAUAAAUAAAUUAUGGAAAAAAAAAAAAAAAAGGACUAGAAGCCUGCAUGUGUUGUUAAACCAGAUGUGGAUUCAUCAAUUUAUCUCUCUAUAUAAAAAAAAAAUACCAAAAGAUGCAUGUUGUUCUUUUUAAGUUUUGAAACUAUGAUUGUAUAUUUCUUUCUUUCUUUUUACAAACAUCA